GACACUGAAUUCGAACAAUCAGCGACUCAAACCCUCGUCCUGGCUUCCUACUAUUAGGGUUCUGCCACCGAAUUUACACCAGACCCAUGUUUAACCUCGCCACCAAGCUGGCGAGACGACCCAGGGGCUUUUCCCACUCACCGCCGGUUGUCAGAUUAUUCUCUACCCAACUCCAUGACCAAUUUAAGCCUAACCCAGUUGCUCUUCAAAUGAUCGAUUACGCCAUUUCCCUUUCGAGGUCCCAGAAAUCAGAUGAAUCAUAUGGGCAAGGUUUAUUGGUGCUAGAACAGUGCGAAUCGAAUCAGCAUGAUGCUAAUUCCAAGGGAUUGGUUCUUCUUGCAAUGUCGACCAUUUUGUCUGAGAGAGGAAAUCUUGUUGAAGCUAUUGAGAAAUUGAAUACCAUCAAGGACUUAAAAGUUUCUUCUUUCCCUCUUAGAGUGGCGGCCACCGAGGCUCUUGCAGGACUCCAUUUAGAAUCAGGAGAGGAUGAUACUUCCUCAGUGAUAGCAGAUGUUUGCUUGAAUGAUUUAGAUGCUAGUAAACUGGAACUUGGGCACGGCUUUGGAUCAUUGGAUGCUCAUGCUAGAGCAUUGAAAGGGCUGAUUGAGCUUGUCUGGGGCAAUCAAGAUUCAUCCCAAUCUUGUUUUAAAGGAGUUGAAGAUAACUUAGGCGUCGGGAAUGGUGUAUUGUCAUAUGCUGAAUUUCUUCAUGCAACACGGGAUUUCGCAACUGCAAAACAGUUAUAUCAGAAUGUAAUCCAAGGCAUUCCCGAAAAUAAAGAUUAUAGUGAUCCAUAUAAAUUGGCUGCUGGUAACAUGGCUUGGGAGGACACUCUUUUGGCAGCCACUUGUGCUUUAGGACAGCUUGAGUCACACAUGGGGAACUUUAGUGAUGCAGAAGAGAUACUGACCAGGGCACUAACAAUGACCGAAGAACGUUUUGGUCCUCAUCAUCCAAAGAUCGGAAUUAUAUUAACUUGCAUAGCUCUCAUGUUUCGGCAUAAAGCAAAACUGGAGCGUUCUAGUUCCCUUAUGGUUCAAGAGGGACUCUAUAGAAGAGCACUAGAAUUGCUAAAAGCACCUCAAUUGGAAACUGAAGUUGAACAAGCUAAGGUGUAUAGAAAGGAUAUAAUUGCACUUGCAAGAGGUGGGUAUGCUGAAACCUUGUGUGUUCAACAGAACCGGAAGGCUGCAGGGGAGCAGAUGAAGAGUUGGGCAGAGGCUGCAUGGCAAAACCGAAGACUCUCACUAGCAGAAGCAUUAGAUCUAUCCUCCGAGCCUUCUUCCAAGAUCCCCAUCAUAGAUGCUCGAAUCAGCAGGGUCCUGUAGAUACGAGGUUCAAAAUUUAAGCUUACCUGCUUUUCUCUCUUUCACACUUUUAACAAGCGCGAGUCUUCAUAGAAACAGUCACUCUACUAUUGCAUACCUUCCAAGACCCCACCUUCAGGUAGGAAAUACUGGGCUCGUUUGGUUUACAAUCUUGUAUAACGUGUUUGAUCUUUGCAUAUCACGUGCGCUAGAGGGAUUCUUGUACAUCUGUGUUUUAUGGCUAGAUGUGUGUCCGUUUUCAGUUUUGCCACCGACUUAAAACUAGUCGAUGAUUCAUCAAUUUUGGUUCAUAUAACCAAAUCACUAAAUCCCUUGGAACUUCUAGUGUGGAUGUGUGUGUAUUUGAGGCCAGAGAGUCUGUUUGGAGUUUCAAUCAAAGGGAAUUGAAGGUGUAUUAGAGUUU
This is a messenger RNA of Cynara cardunculus var. scolymus (artichoke), 1731 nucleotides long. RefSeq lists its product as uncharacterized. Gene Ontology annotation, cellular component: mitochondrion. Gene Ontology annotation, molecular function: protein binding. NCBI's taxonomy places the organism in Eukaryota, Viridiplantae, Streptophyta, Magnoliopsida, Asterales, Asteraceae. The record is from RefSeq and is a predicted model, not a curated record. The transcript is spliced from 12 exons. The coding region runs from base 87 to 1328 and encodes 413 amino acids.